Onychostruthus taczanowskii (white-rumped snowfinch) is the source of this 562-nucleotide messenger RNA. It is a transcript of the gene PIGY, whose product is annotated as phosphatidylinositol glycan anchor biosynthesis class Y. Bases 1 to 231 code for a protein of 76 amino acids. NCBI's taxonomy places the organism in Eukaryota, Metazoa, Chordata, Aves, Passeriformes, Passeridae. The record is from RefSeq and is a predicted model, not a curated record. The transcript has a single exon.
AUGGCCGGAGCAGGGCUGCUGCCCUCCCUGCCCACGCUGACUGUGCUCGUUCCCCUCCUGUCCCUGGCAGGCCUGUUCUACUCGGCCAGCGUAGACGAAAACUUCCCCCAGGGCUGCACCAGCACAGCCAGCCUGUGUUUCUACAGCCUGCUCCUUCCUGUUACAGUACCAGUUUAUGUGUUCUUUCACCUGUGGACCUGGAUGGGGAUUAAGCUUUUUAGGCAUAACUAGUGCAAUGCCUUUGCUAACCCCUGGGCUUCUCUAAAUCAACAUAAUUUGUUUAAUCUCAUCAAGUAUUGCAGUUCAUUUGAGAGAGUUUCCUUCUGGCACUUGUGACUGGCAUAAUUUUCCUGGUAGGAUCUGGAACUGUAUGAAGCAGCAGCCCACUGUUAACUACUGCUAAUGCAGAUGAAGAGUAGGAGUAAUAAGAAGCACUAAUUCCCUAAUUCCCUCUGUUUUAUCCUAUUAAGAGUGCUGUGCAUUUGUAGUGACACUAAUUAGAACCUUAGUUUUCAUGAGGAAGAACUGUACCCUGACCGAAUAAACGAAAUUAAAAUUAAAA